AUGUCUGACAUCACCGACAAGACCGCCGAGCAAUUGGAAAAGCUCCAAAUCCAAGAGGAAACUCAGACGGAGACCGGACCCGCCUCUGCCGAGUCCGAGUCUAGCAAGAUGGAAAGCUCCUCCUCCGCUUCUCUAUACGUGGGUGAGCUAGACCCAAGCGUUACCGAGGCUCUAUUGUACGACCUUUUCUCGCCAAUCGGCUCCGUGGCUUCGAUUCGUGUGUGCCGUGACGCCAUCACCAAGACCUCUUUGGGAUACGCCUACGUUAACUUCCACGACGGCAACGCUGGUAGAACCGCCAUUGAAAAGCUGAACUACACCCCAAUCAAGGGCAGGCCAUGCCGUAUUAUGUGGUCUCAACGUGAUCCUUCCCUCAGAAAGAAGGGUUCUGGUAACGUUUUCAUCAAAAACUUGCAUCCGGCUAUUGACAACAAGGCCUUGCACGAUACUUUCUCCGUGUUUGGUAACAUUUUGUCCUGUAAGAUCGCCACCGAUGAGACUGGAAAGUCCAGAAAGUUUGGUUUCGUGCAUUUUGAAGAAGAAGAAGCUGCCAAAGAAGCCAUUGACGCCAUCAAUGGUAUGUUGUUGAACGGUGUGGAAGUGUACGUCGCCCCUCACGUUUCCAAGAAGGACCGUCAAUCUAAGCUGGACGAGGUUAAGUCCAACUUUACCAAUGUCUACGUCAAGAACAUCGAUGCUGAAACUACCCAAGAAGAAUUCGAAAAGCUGUUCACUCAAUAUGGUUCGGUUACUUCUGCCGUGUUGGAAGCAGACUCUGAGGGUAAACUAAGGGGUUUCGGUUUCGUCAACUUCGAAGACCAUGCUGCCGCCGCUAAGGCCGUUGACGAAUUGAACGAUACCGAUUUCAAGGGUCAAAAGCUAUACGUCGGUCGCGCUCAAAAGAAGUACGAACGUUUGCAAGAAUUGAAAAAGCAAUACGAGUCCUCCAGAAUGGAAAAACUGGCUAAGUACCAAGGUGUGAACUUGUUUGUCAAGAACUUGGACGACUCUGUCGAUGACGAAAAACUACAAGAAGAGUUUUCUCCUUUCGGUACCAUCACCUCCGUUAAAGUUAUGAGAGACGACGCUGGAAACUCUAAGGGUUUCGGUUUUGUGUGUUUCUCCGCCCCAGAAGAGGCUACUAAGGCUAUCACUGAAAAGAACCAGCAAAUUGUUGCAGGUAAGCCCUUGUAUGUUGCUAUUGCCCAAAGAAAGGAAGUUAGACGUUCUCAGUUGGCCCAACAAAUCCAGGCUAGAAACCAGAUGAGAUACCAACAAGCCACUGCCGCUGCUGCUGCUGCCGCCGGUAUGCCUGGUCAAUUCAUGCAACCUAUGUUCUACGGUGUCAUGCCCCCAAGAGGCGUUCCUUUCAACGGCCCAAACCCUCCUCAGAUGGCCGCCAUGGGCGGUAUGCCAAAGAACGGCGUUCCCCCUCAACAAUUUGGUAGACCAAACGGUCCAAUGUACGGUGUUCCUCCUCAAGGUCCUCAAGGGGGUUUCCCAAGAAACGGUAACCAAUUCUUCCACCAAAAGCAAAGACAAGCCCUCGGAGAACAGCUGUACAAAAAGGUUUCUGCCAAGACCCAAGACGAAGAAGCUGCUGGUAAGAUUACUGGUAUGAUUCUGGACUUGCCUCCACAGGAAGUGGUCCCAUUGCUUGAAAACGACGAUUUGUUUGAGCAACACUUCAAAGAAGCUUUUGCCGCCUACGAUUCUUUCAAGAAGGAUCAAGAUGCCCAGGCUCAAGCCGAGCCAGCUGUUUCUGCUGCCGAACCUGCCGCUGAGCAAGCUUAA
Lachancea dasiensis is the source of this 1794-nucleotide messenger RNA. NCBI's taxonomy places the organism in Eukaryota, Fungi, Ascomycota, Saccharomycetes, Saccharomycetales, Saccharomycetaceae. The record is from the annotation of a GenBank genome assembly.